This is a messenger RNA of Notothenia coriiceps (black rockcod), 720 nucleotides long. Its product is annotated as DNA-binding protein SATB1-like. The transcript has 6 exons. Gene Ontology annotation, biological process: chromatin remodeling; regulation of transcription by RNA polymerase II. Lineage: Eukaryota; Metazoa; Chordata; Actinopteri; Perciformes; Nototheniidae. Gene Ontology annotation, molecular function: DNA-binding transcription factor activity, RNA polymerase II-specific; RNA polymerase II cis-regulatory region sequence-specific DNA binding. The record is from RefSeq and is a predicted model, not a curated record. The coding region runs from base 1 to 720 and encodes 239 amino acids.
AUGGCAGGAGAGACACAAAGUGCUCUGGGCAUGCUCAGUGAGACCCCCGGGCUCCUGCUAAGAGGAGGACAGUUCGAUGAAACAGGACUGUCCCCGCCCAGCCUCACCUACUUCCCCACUCCCCGCCUCUCCAGACCAACAAGGCCCUCACCACUCCCUCCAUCACACCCCCCCCCACUCCAGACUGCCCGUGACCAGGCGGCGUGCAGGGGCUUGCUGUCUGAGAUUCUACGCAAAGAGGAAGAUCCUAAAACAGCGUCCCAGUCCCUGCUGGUCAACCUGCGCGCCAUGCAGAACUUCCUGCAGCUGCCUGAGGUGGAGCGAGAUCGCAUCUAUCAGGAUGAGAGGGAGCGCAGCCUCACCGCCGCCUCAGCGAUGGGCGCCCCCCCACUCAUCAGCACCCCACCCAUCAGACCUUUACAGCCCCGGAGGGAAGACUGUAACAGCGUGAGGCCCGAGGACUGGAAUCCCCGUAUCCCCGUGGGCCUUUCCCCUGUCAAACUGUCGCCUAUGCCCAGUGAGUGGAACGGGAAAACAGAAAGCUGCAUCCUCAACAUCAACUCCACCAUCUACGACGAGAUCCAGCAGGAGAUGAAGAGGGCCAAAGUUUCCCAGGCCCUGUUCGCUAAGGUGGCCGCGUCCAAGAGCCAGAUCUUGGACAUAUUCUUAGAGCAGUAUGUUUCUCUAGAUAAGAGACGCAGCGACUCGCCUGAAAUGUGA